UGACGCUCACCUAUCCUGCGCAGCUAUAAAACUUUCAUUUGCGUCCUGCUUUGAGAAACGAUGGGUGUCAAACGAUCACGUUCCGACUCUGACUGUGAAUCUCCUCCCAAGAAAAGGAGAGAGAGUACGGAAGGCGAUUUGCGGUUUAAAGGGUCCCGCAAAGAACAUUUGGAGGACCUGUACCACCAGGGGGAGCUACUGGGAGAGGGUGGUUUUGGAGCCGUGUAUGCCGGCACUCGCAAGGCCGAUGGCUUCCCAGUGGCUAUCAAAUAUGCCCGAAAGGAUGACAAGGAGCUAGAACUGCCUGGACUUGACGAGCCCAUCCCAUUGGAAGUGGCGCUAAUGAUGCUCGUCAGCCAUGAGUCAUCUUGUGCCAACGUGCUGAAGCUCCUGGACUGGUUCAGUGGCCCAGAAGAUUACAUUAUGAUCCUGGAAAGGCCGGAUCCAUGCCAGGAUCUGUACGAAUUCUGCUAUAGCAAAGGGGGCUACCUCUCAGAAGAUGUUACAAGGCACGUGCUGGUCCAGGUGCUCCAGGCUUUGCGUCACUGCCAGGACUCAGGCGUCUUCCAUCGCGACCUCAAAACAGAGAAUCUGUUAAUCAGGACGGACACUUUGGAGGUUAAACUAAUUGAUUUUGGCUGUGGAGACAAAUGGAAAGACACCCCCUAUGUGGAAUAUUCAGGAACAGAGGACUUUGCUCCCCCAGAGGUAUUCCUGAGUGGGGAGUAUCUAGCUGGCCCCACCACGGUCUGGUCUGUAGGUGUCACACUUUACGAGCUAGUGUGCGGUUACUUGCCCUUCCGCAACAAGAGGGCAAUCAUCUCAGGCUGCCUGAUAUUCCCCUCAUGGGUCUCUCCUGACUGCUGCAGUCUGAUUCGCCAGUGCCUGAGGCGUAAGGUGGCGGAUAGGCUGACGUUGGAACAGAUUCAGGUCCAUCCAUGGCUGCUGCAGACAACGGCCCACUUCCCGGAUCCACUUCCCCUCCACAUCAAGGGCGACUGCGUGGAGAGGGUCCAGACCUUUACCUUCCUGGGCACCACAAUCUCUUCUGACCUCUCCUGCACUGAAAACAUCACAGUUGCCAUCAAGAAAGCCCAGCAGCAUCUGCAUUUCCUGAGAGUGCUCAGGAAGAACAACAUCAGUGAGAAGCUGCUGGUGACCUUCUACUGCUCCACCAUUGAGAGCAUUCUAACAUAG
Molecule: messenger RNA, 1197 nt
Organism: Brienomyrus brachyistius
Lineage: Eukaryota; Metazoa; Chordata; Actinopteri; Osteoglossiformes; Mormyridae
Product: serine/threonine-protein kinase pim-1-like
Exons: 7
Coding region: 61-1197 (378 amino acids)
Biological process (GO): regulation of mitotic cell cycle; negative regulation of apoptotic process; protein autophosphorylation
Cellular component (GO): cytoplasm
Molecular function (GO): methyltransferase activity; protein serine/threonine kinase activity; 2-oxoglutarate-dependent dioxygenase activity
Source: RefSeq, a predicted model, not a curated record